CACAGGCUUAGUAAUGCUCUAGAGAAGAGAAGAGAAUAGAAGAGAAAAGAAGAGAAGAGAAGAGAAAAAAAAAGGACAUUAGUAAUGAGACACAGGCUGUGAAUGGCUAGCAAUUGCAAGUGUAUAUAUACAGCAGCUUCUGUUUCUUCCCACGACCCAGCUGAUAGUCGGAGAUAAACUGCAUUUCUUCUUGAUCUCAGCUCACUAUCACUGCCUGCGAUUAAAGCACAGCACAGUUCUCAAUGUCCAGAGAUAAUUUGCAUUCAAGUUCUUCCUUCACCUCGCCAACCAAGUUUGCCACAAGCCCUAGUCCAGAUGGUUUAAUGGAUAUUGGAAAGCAUUGCGAGUUCUGUGGCCAGUUGGACUUCUUGCCCUUUACCUGUUCAAAAUGCAAGUUGGUUUUAUGUUCUAAUCAUAGAUCGAUCUCAGAUCAUUAUUGCAAGUUUGGGGAUAAACCAAGUGAAACCAAGAAUGAUGGUUCCAGCAAGAAAAUGCUCAUGGCAAACAAGAAUAACCAACAAAGUGUUGCCUCCUUAUUUCCUGAUAGAAAGAAAUUCAACGAAUCUUUCUAUGAAAAAAACAACCAAACUCAAAUAAAAUCAGACAAAGUUAGCUCAUCUACUAAAUUACUUAACAACAAUAACCAGAAUAAUAACCAGAAUAAGAUAAAAAGCAAUGAUAAGCUAUUCUCAGUCAAUGCUUUUAAUAAGAUCAAAUUCUUUCUUAAAGUGGAAAAAAAACUAAAGAAAAACAACAAAAAAUCAUUUGGCAACUCUUUUUCAUUUAAAAAUAUUAAAAAUCCUUUAUCGUUUAAUAAGAACAAAUCAUCCAGUACAGCUAGCGCAACUUAUUCAACCAAAUCUAGUGCUGCCGCCGCUGCUCCUAAGAAUACAAUAGCUGCAAAGAGAUUAACUUCAACUCAAAGAAUAAUUGAAUUAUCAAAAUUGAAAACCAAUGCAAAGGGCGAUCCUAAGAUUCCAGUUUCUUCUAGAAUUUAUGCUUGGGUUGUUAAGAUUCCAGAUUUUAAUGAUAAUAAUGACGAUACUAAAAACGAGAAAACAAUUGAGGAAUUUUUUAAUAAAAACAUGAAUAAAGAAAUAUUAAAGCCAAUGUAUUUCUCUAAAACUUGGCCCGUUGGUAGGGUUUUAGAUUACAUAGCUGAUGAACUUAAAAUAAAGAAUGAGAAUAAUAAAAUUAAUGAUAAAAAAUUCAGGUUAUCAAUCUUUCGAAAGAUUAGAGACGAUGAGGUGCCUAAAAACGACGAUGAGAUUGUUUAUAUUUUGCCCAAUGGAAGAGUUAUUAAAGAGAUAAGGGAUUUAGAUAUAUUAUAUAUUGUUAGAGGUGCAGACAUAUGAACCAAGAAAAGAAAAAGAAAAAGAAAAAGACAAAAAAAAGAAAAAGAAAAAGACAAAA
Ascoidea rubescens DSM 1968 is the source of this 1413-nucleotide messenger RNA. RefSeq names its product Cuz1p (gene CUZ1). The record is from RefSeq and is a predicted model, not a curated record. Gene Ontology annotation, cellular component: cytoplasm. NCBI's taxonomy places the organism in Eukaryota, Fungi, Ascomycota, Saccharomycetes, Ascoideales, Ascoideaceae. The transcript has a single exon. The coding region runs from base 243 to 1355 and encodes 370 amino acids. Gene Ontology annotation, molecular function: zinc ion binding.